AUGUUGCUUUCAGCUUCUAUGAACUCCAUCUCGUCCAUUCCCUCUUCAGUGUACCAAUGCAAGAAAGCCUUCCUGCGGAACAUAGCUGUGAAUUGCUCACUGACCCGCCUGAACAUUUAUUGGAUUGAAAUAGAGUUUCCAAUAAAGGUUGAAGCCAUCUUCAGACCCGUCGGCGGGAUGUCACAAACAGUGGACUUAACAUUGUUUGGGAUCCACUCAACAAAGUAUGAUGAGUUCUUGUUCUGUACAUUAAUCAUUUGCUCAUCGACCUCCUUCGUGCUCAUUUUGCCACAAAACAUGGUUGAUGCUGUGAGGUAG
This is a messenger RNA of Camellia sinensis, 318 nucleotides long. Lineage: Eukaryota; Viridiplantae; Streptophyta; Magnoliopsida; Ericales; Theaceae. The record is from RefSeq and is a predicted model, not a curated record.